This is a messenger RNA of Leishmania braziliensis MHOM/BR/75/M2904, 4329 nucleotides long. RefSeq lists its product as hypothetical. Bases 1 to 4329 code for a protein of 1442 amino acids. The transcript has a single exon. The record is from RefSeq and is a predicted model, not a curated record. NCBI's taxonomy places the organism in Eukaryota, Euglenozoa, Kinetoplastea, Trypanosomatida, Trypanosomatidae.
AUGAUGAGGAGGGCAAGGAGUGGAAGCUCUACCCGAUGCCUCUCCCUAUCGUAUAAGGGAUGUAUUGGAUAUCCAACACAGUGGAGUUCGUUGCGCCACCAGUCGCAGAACUCCCUCGGCGGGUCGCGCGACCGCCAGCGUGGCCAGCCAAACGCUGACCCUAACACCGGUUCCCAAAUAUCUGUCGUGGAGUCACCUGAUCUUACACCGCACCUUCAGUUCGGACUCAACAACCUCGAGCACGUCAAGUUGCCUGACAUGUCCGAUGAGGCUCGGCGGCGCAGCGACAUUGACAAGGAGCGUGAGAUGCGAGCAAAGUUUGGCCAGUAUGGCCCCGGCGAGAGGUUGACAAAGAGCUCUCCGCAGAUGCGGCGCGACAUGCUGGAGGAGCAGCAGGACAUCGAUGGUCUACCCUGGGAGGUUCGGUGGCGUAAGUCUCUUAUCCCGACCUCGGAGGAGGUAAUUCAGGAUAUCCGCGAUCGCUUCGACUUGUUCAUCCAGGAUCCUAUCGAGCGUGAGCAGGAGUGGUAUCUGCACUGGAAGGACCGGUCUUUCAAAAUUCAAAAAGAUCGGAUGAUAUGGCCGCAGGGCUACACGGACUACCUAGAUCACUACGACGAAAAUGGUCGCCGUCGCGUGCUGCCUACCGAUCAGCGGUGGUCCGACUCUUCCUGGAAGCACCUCGCUGACACCCGCUACAAAGACCGCAUGUGGCUCAUCGAGGGCGAGGAGCGCAAAGCCGUUCACCAGAGCUUGCAAACGGACUGGGCACUGUUGAAAGAAGAGGAGCAGCGUCAGUCUGAAAUGGCCGACGUCUACCACGGCAUUCUCUCUGGUGUCGUUGACCUCGAUCCAGACCAGACAUACCAGGCACUCUCUGGUACUGCUGAUCCUCUCGAGGUGGCCAAGACAAAGAUGAAACUGCAGGCUUACGGGGCGCAUCAGGCCCUCACGGCAGGGAAGGGAGAACUCAACCCCGCACAAAUCGAUCCGAUAUCUGGCUUUCCUAAGGCAGAUAUGGAACCACUUCCAACCGGGAUUACUGUGGAGCAGGGCGCCGCUAUCGCGACUCAGGCGUGCAUUCAGUACGAGAUGCUGGAGCAAGGGGCGGAGGCCUCGCGGCAGGCUGGCCACGACCCAGUAGUAGCAGCGGUGAAGGCGCACCACACAACGUCGAAGCAGUACGGCGACCGUCCAAUGCUGCGUGCGCAGGUUGAGGCAAAUAUCAAGAAAGUCAAGGAGCUUGAGGCUGAGCGACAGAUGCUGGAACCCGGGAAAACGACUCGUGCCCUGACUGACGGAGAGACGGUGGGAAAGAUCGAGGCUUUGCUUCUUGCGGAGGCAGCGGAAGUGCAGCCAGAAGUUUCUCAGACCCACCUCAAAGCGUCUGCGACACCGGCCGAGUCAGUGCCAGGAGCUGUUGAGGCGUCUACGUCGGCAGGGUUUAUCCACAUCACUGAGAGACCGCAAAACGCGGAACCAGACGUACCAAGCGAGCUUUUUCGUGUUCCACACUCCAGAGAGCUGAAUGAGAUGCCGAAAUGGUAUCGAGAGACUCUCGUCGAGACGGAACCGAUGAUUCGACAGUAUAGCAUGGUGCACGACCCCCUGGAGGAGAAACAGCCAGAAAAGGAGUACUACCUUCCUCCGCCGCUGCGCGACAGUGACCGGGUGACGCUGGACGACGCCCCGUCAGGUGAGUCUGCGUUUGAUGAAAUGAAGAUGCAUAAACUCAAGUCUUUGCCGGAGCUGGUAGCCGGGUACAAGCCGCUUCCGUUGUUUCGCGAGGUUGCGAAGGAUGGCUCGCUUGAGGGUGCUACUGAGGCACAGGAAAAGGAGAUGAAGGAGAAGAAGCUUGUGAACAAGGACGGUAAACCUCUGAAGAAGUCGGAGCGCCAGCGGCUCGAGCGCCAGGAGCGGCUGCGCAAGUCAAAGCUGUCGUACGACUCCGAUAUUCUACUGCCCAAUUUGCCGUGGGAGACAGACUCCAUUGUGGAUCCGUACCGUGGUGUCGAUGCCGUGGAUGCAGUCAAGUUCGACAAGGAGGACCUCGAGAAGACGUGGCGGGCUUAUCGAGACGCAUUUCAGCAGGCUCUGACUGAAUUCGGGAACCUUACUCAGGUGACGAGCGAGGACAAGUGCGAGAAGAUGCUGUACGACACAAUGGAGCGCUUCCGCGAAGGGAGCAUCGGCGAUCAUCCAGAUGUGCCCAAGGAGCAGGAGGAAGUGUUUCGCCUUAUCUUCGAGGCCCACACGAAGCACUUUCUCGCCGACUUCUACAAGUUCAAGGGGAAUCGCACCACCGAGGCGAACACCGUUAAGGCAGAGGCAGACGAGAUUCUUCGACGCGCAUCUGCGAAGAGCAAGCUGCUAGGAAGAAACUUCAUGAAUUUUGUCGAGGAGAUGACGUCCCUCGAGCUUGACACGAUUCGCAAGAACCCGGUACAGCGCUACACGAUCAUGGUGCGCGACCGUAAGUAUGAGCCCCUUUCCCAGCCCUUCAUGAGGUGGAUCAAGAAUGAGCUGGGUGAGUUCAUUAUCACGGAGUUCCAGAGUGCCGAGCAACUGGAGACCCACAAAGAGUUUCUCCACCGUCACCUCAACGAUGCCUACGUCAGAUGCCCUUCCCGCGUUGACGGUAUCAAGGACUCGUCCCGUGACGCGGCAGUGGAGGCGUUUUAUCAGUGGUGUCGUGGUGCAUUGGCAUUCUACGCGGGCAAGAAGUUUCAUCGCAUGUUCAUCGACUUCGCCGACAGCCGCUUUCGCUCCCGCGCCGAGGAGCUUUUUGAGGACUCGAUCGAGCUCUUCUCCAACUAUGCUAAGGCCAGCAAGGAUAUUGUGCAGAUUCCAGUACCCGACUCUGACCCGCCUUACGAAUAUGAUGAGAAGGAGUUCCUCGAUGGGGAGAAUGCCGUCUUUGCAGAAAUCACUGGGCACCUCGACAAGGCCGAAGCGUUGUGGCACUCCGGCAGCAGUAAACGCUGGUACCCUUUGACGGACGAAACAGAGUACAUGUGGUUCAACGAACGCCGAGGUCGUCUCACACUCGCGACAGACAUCUCUGAUCGCUGCUUGGAGAACGUGAACAAGAAGACACACCCGUCCAUCCACCCGUUCCCUGAGCGCGCGCGUGUGUUCUUGGAAGGGGCACCUCUUACUCAGGAAACUGCAGAGCAUCUGUGGCUGCGCUACAUGGGCGACUUGUACUGGGAGCACUCGGAGUUCAUGCAGCGACAGGGCCGCUUCCAGACCAGCUGGUCCUACCGCGAGAAGUGCCUCAACUUGUAUCAUCUGGCGGUACGCACAGCGCGCGAGCGGCUCCCCGCGUCGUGGAAGGCGCCGCUACUCACAGAGGCAAAGUACAUGCUUCGUGUCUACGAGCCUGGUGAUCACGUACUGCGACACCUGCAGGAUGUGGAGACGGUGGUGGAUAAACUCUUUGCACAAGGUGAGCCCCGCCACUGGAUUGAGCCGUUCAGCGAGCUGCCGUACCGGGUUGCUGUCGUGCAUGCAAACCUGCCUGCCUACGGCGAGGCCAUCACAAAGGAGGUGCACCGUCGUCUGAAGUGGCAGCCGUCAAACGAACUUUUAUUGAAGGAUAUGGAGCUGCGCGCUCGUGGCGGCUCUGUGACGCCACAGCUGAUUCCGUACUACAACACGCUUAAUGCAGCUGCAGAGACGUUGUUCCGGCGCAAAAUACUUAAGUGGCGCGCCAAGGAGCACGAAGGCUCUGAUCCCUUCCUCUUCUGGACUCACAUGUACUUUGCCUUUCGUGUGCAUCCAAAGGACCGGGACGAGGUACAGAGGAUGUGGGACAUGUAUGAGCCAGCAUAUGUAUACAUCUACACCCAGUGCGCGUUGGCGUCGCGCAUUCGAGGCCACCGCCUCAUCAACGAUGCGCUGAGGCGCUUGUGCCAGAUUCUGCUGGCUGGUGACCGAGCUCAGAAGCUUACGUUGAUGGAGGAGCUGACCAAGGUGCGCGAGAAGAUGGCACACUUGAUUGACCGCAGGGAGCUGGAUCGCACGAUCAACGCCCUCGAAGCGCACCUUGAGGACCCUGCACAGCAAGCGUAUACAUAUGGAACGUCAUUGCUUUACAAGGAGGCUAUGCUGCACGAAAAGGUCGCACGCAACCCGUUGCUACGAACGCAGAUGGCGGCAAAAGAGUACACGGAGAUGCGCAAAAGGCAGGAGGAGCUGCGCGUCAACGGGACGACAAUGAACCCUCAACAGGCGGCGAGGAUGCAGGAGAAGGAGGGUGGACUCGAUGACGAAUCCCUCGACGCCCAACCAAGCUUGACCACAAAAGAAAUGUUUGCCGAAAAGUAA